GGCGGGGGGUGAGGGGGACGCGGGCGCCAUGACGCGCUCGGGCGGCGCCGGGGCCGCGCUGCGUGCCGGGAGCAUGGCGAGCGACUUCUACCUGCGCUACUACGUGGGGCACAAGGGCAAGUUCGGCCACGAGUUCCUCGAGUUCGAGUUCAGGCCCGACGGGAAACUGCGCUACGCCAACAACAGCAACUACAAGAACGAUGUGAUGAUCAGGAAGGAGGCCUACGUCCACAAGAGCGUGAUGGAGGAGCUGAAGAGGAUAAUCGAUGACAGCGAAAUCACUAAAGAAGAUGAUGCUUUGUGGCCUCCUCCCGACAGGGUGGGCCGGCAGGAGCUUGAAAUAGUAAUUGGUGAUGAGCACAUUUCCUUUACCACAUCAAAAAUUGGUUCACUCAUCGAUGUAAACCAAUCUAAGGAUCCAGAAGGCUUGAGAGUAUUCUACUACCUGGUCCAGGACCUUAAGUGUCUAGUCUUCAGUCUUAUUGGACUACAUUUCAAGAUUAAGCCAAUUUAAAUUAAACAAAUUGAAGUUUGUA
Anas platyrhynchos (mallard) is the source of this 536-nucleotide messenger RNA. It is a transcript of the gene MAGOH, whose product is annotated as mago homolog, exon junction complex subunit. Gene Ontology annotation, biological process: RNA splicing. Lineage: Eukaryota; Metazoa; Chordata; Aves; Anseriformes; Anatidae. The record is from RefSeq and is a predicted model, not a curated record. Gene Ontology annotation, cellular component: catalytic step 2 spliceosome; exon-exon junction complex; nucleus.